Amphiprion ocellaris (clown anemonefish) is the source of this 1353-nucleotide messenger RNA. Its product is annotated as protein CEBPZOS. The record is from RefSeq and is a predicted model, not a curated record. The coding region runs from base 151 to 396 and encodes 81 amino acids. Lineage: Eukaryota; Metazoa; Chordata; Actinopteri; Pomacentridae. The transcript is spliced from 4 exons.
UGACUGACUGAGGAUCUGAGGCUCCUCCACCUGCUGCUGCUGCUGCUGCUGUUGACCAAUCAGCGGCCCGCCUGCCACGGCCGGACAACAUCCGGGGCCCCGGGCACAAAUGUGAAGAUGGACCCCUGAGAGGAUUACCAUACAGGACAGAUGCCUCCCAGACCUCUGGAGCCUCUGGCCAAGAAGCUCAUGAAGGGAGUGAUCGUUGCCGAGCUGCUGGGCGUCUUCGGGGUUUACGGCCUGUUUCACAUGAUGAACAACAGUCAAGAUUUCAGGAACACUAUGAACAAGAGAUUCCCAUCAAUUCUAGAGGUUUACUACAAGUCCAACGAGUGGGCGGGAGUCUACGGCAUCCGAGAGAGAGACCACCAAGUCUGGUCGACCAAACAGGAGUGAAGACGUCCGCCAGUGGAAAGACCACAUCGUCAGCUACUUCUUCUUCUUCUUGUUCCCGAACGUCCUGCCUGUUGUCCUGGGUCGGCCGAACAUCGUCUUCUUCUUGUUGAACAUGGUCUUCUUCUUGCGCAGCGUCUUGGCGUCGCGGCCAUGGAUCCAGUCGUCACGCUGAGCCUCCCACUUGAGCUGCUUCAGACCUGCAGAAGAGAGGAACAAGAUCAUUGCCUGUAAAGUGUUUUAUCAUGAAUCUGAUGGAACAACACAGUGGAAAGGUUUAAAAUGUUUUAAACUACACCAGGUGCUUGGUUUACAACUUCCUCGACCUACGGCUUUUCGUGGUUAAAUCACUAUCUCCCAUAAAUUUAUUAAGAAAGUCUUGUUCCAUCUUUCCGACGUACAGUGUUUGUGACGUCAAAACAAAUUUGGCGCGGGAACUAGUUGGUGAAUGAAAGAUGAAUACGUCAGCGCUAUACGAGGAAGACGGCCUUGUUUAUAUUUACCAGUUGUACCACAUACGUCACAGUAUGUGAGUUCUGACUUACGGUGAAAAUCGUGUUACGUCACACCGUAGGAACGAAAUUUCGACCUAAGACAAGGACCCCUGUACUCUUCAAUCAUAUAUGUGGGUUGAUGAGUUGUAGGUUGUUACCAUCAAUGCUCCUGUUCAGAUCCUUUUUAAUUUAAUUCAAGUGUCAAUGAUGUAAUUUACAUAGAGUUAGAGCUUUAUUAUUUACAUUAGAAUCAAGUAAAAGGGAUCUCUGAACAGGAGGAGUAAAACCAGCAACGAUGGAAACCUGUUUCACUGCCAAUAUGUUAAUAUUUCACUGAGGGAAACAUUACAGGAAUUAUUGUGAUUUAUUGUGAGUGUUUGAAGCUGAAUGUGACUGAUGUAAGUGAUUUUCUCUCUGGGGAGAAGUUAUUAAAUGCGGCUGGUAUCCAGCAGACUCACUAAAAGCC